This is a messenger RNA of Chenopodium quinoa (quinoa), 2175 nucleotides long. RefSeq names its product transcription initiation factor TFIID subunit 6-like. Gene Ontology annotation, molecular function: transcription coactivator activity; RNA polymerase II general transcription initiation factor activity; protein heterodimerization activity. The record is from RefSeq and is a predicted model, not a curated record. Gene Ontology annotation, cellular component: SLIK (SAGA-like) complex; transcription factor TFIID complex; SAGA complex. The transcript has 12 exons. Lineage: Eukaryota; Viridiplantae; Streptophyta; Magnoliopsida; Caryophyllales; Amaranthaceae. Gene Ontology annotation, biological process: transcription initiation at RNA polymerase II promoter; RNA polymerase II preinitiation complex assembly. The coding region runs from base 385 to 2019 and encodes 544 amino acids.
AUUUACAACAUUUUAAAAGUUCAAAGAGUUCAAUCCCUGGUAGGUUGGUAUAAAUUACUCCGUAUAACUUCUUCGUCUUCUCUAACACCCAAAAUCUUGUUAAUUCCCGCUAACAAGUCAAGCUUCAAUCUUUAGUUCUUUACUUAUGCUGACGAACUUAAAUUCGAAAAAUCCUGCAUAAUUAAUUUCCAUCUUUCUCUUUCCUCAAUUGCUAAAACACCCACCCAAAAAUUAGAGAUUUUUGAGGUUUUUGGGGCAAAUUUGAAGUGGGGUUUUGUGAUACAAGUAAAUUAAUCCUAAAUUGAUUAUACCCAUUAAUUUUUUUCCCUUUAAUUUCUGUACAAUCACCCAAAAAUUCUUUCUUUCGAUUGAUUCAAAUAAGGGAUGAGCGUAAUUCAAAAGGAGACGAUUGAAGUGAUAGCUCAAAGCAUUGGCAUCAAUAAUUUAUCCCCGGAUGUUGCUCUUGCUCUUGCCCCUGAUGUUGAAUAUCGCGUUCGAGAAAUUAUGCAGGAGGCAAUCAAAUGCAUGCGACACUCUAAGCGCACAAUUUUAACAGCAGAUGAUGUUGAUGCUGCUCUCAACUUGAGAAAUGUAGAGCCGAUCUAUGGUUUUGCCUCCAAUGAUCCUUUGCGUUUCAAGAGAGCUGCUGGACAGAAGGAUUUGUUUUAUGUUAAUGACAUCGAUCUAGAUUUGAAAAAUGUAACUGAGGUACCCGUGCCUAGAGCACCCCUUGAUACCUCCCUUUCAGUGCACUGGCUGGCUAUUGAAGGCGUACAGCCUGCCAUUCCUGAGAAUCCUCCAGUUGAAGCUCUUGCAGCUUCAUCUGAUGGAAAUAAAUUAGAGUUUAAAGAAGAAGGAAUCCCUAUCGACAUUAAAUUACCGGUCAAACAUGUCUUAUCUAGAGAGCUUCAGCUUUAUUUUGACAAAGUUAUUGAGCUUACUACAUGCAAGUCUGAUACAGUUCUCUUCAAAGAAGCUUUGCGGAACUUGGCAACUGAUUCUGGACUUCAUCCUUUGGUACCUUACUUUGCAUGCUUCAUUGGUGAUGAGGUUUCUCGGAAUCUGAAUAAAUUAAGUCUCUUAACUGGAUUGAUGCGUCUUGUUUGGAGCCUUCUUCAGAACCCACAUAUACAUGUAGAGCCAUAUGUGCACCAGCUUAUGCCUUCUGUCAUUACCUGUUUGGUGGCGAAGAGGCUAGGGAACAGAUAUUCUGACAAUCAUUGGGAGCUGAGAAACCUUAGUGCAAACCUGGUUGCCCGAGUAUGUCAAAGAUUUGGGCAUAUUUAUCACAACCUCCAGCCUCGAGUCACCAGGACACUGCUCCAUGCUUUUUUGGACCCAAAAAAAGCACUGCCUCAACAUUAUGGUGCUAUUCAAGGGCUUGCUGCCCUUGGACCUAGUGUGGUUCGUCUGCUGAUACUUCCAAAUCUAGAGCCAUAUAUACAGCUUCUGGGGCCAGAGAUGCAACUAGAAGGGCAAAAGAAUGAGAUUAGAAGGCAAGAAGCUUGGCGGGUCUAUGGGGCCUUACUGUUUGCGUCUGGCAAAUGCAUGCAUGAUCAGCUGAAGAAAUUUCCAAGCUUACCACUUCCAUUGGCAAGACCUAUCUUGAAGUCCAAUAAGAAGAUUGUGACCAUGCUACCUAGCAAGCGAAAAGCUAGCGCGGACAACCUGCUACAACAGCCACCACUGAAGAAAUUAUCAACCAAUGGUGCAAUGGGAGUGAUGCCAGUGAACUCCAUGCAAGCCAACAUACAAGGGAUUGCUGGAGUAUUUUCUGCAGCCGUUGGGGGAUCUGAUGCUGGCCUUUCAGCAAUUAGCCAGCAAUUGCAAAAUGAAAAUGUCUCAGGAAGCAGUGGUAGAAGAGAUAAAACAGACAUUCACGCUAAAAAGGCAUCAGCCCUUGCUCUGGCCUGGAAGGAAGAGACAGACGGUGGUCGUUUGUUAUCCUCCCUCUUUGAACAUUUUGGCAUUAGCAUGUUUUCUUUCACUCCAUCCCCUGAACUAUCCUUAUUUUUGUAGUUGCUCAACACGAUACUUCGAAGAUUGUAUUCUAAUAGUGUAAAUUAAUUGAUAUUAGUCAUUCAAUGCAUAUUAUUUCAAAUGUCCACAAUCACAAAAACAAUCCUAGAUUGUAUUCUAAUAGUGUAAAUUAAUUGAUAUUAGUCAUUCAAUGCA